Messenger RNA from Archocentrus centrarchus (flier cichlid), 880 nucleotides. RefSeq names its product heme-binding protein soul5 (gene soul5). Lineage: Eukaryota; Metazoa; Chordata; Actinopteri; Cichliformes; Cichlidae. The coding region runs from base 91 to 756 and encodes 221 amino acids. The transcript has 7 exons. The record is from RefSeq and is a predicted model, not a curated record. Gene Ontology annotation, molecular function: heme binding.
AGCUGUAGGGCGUGGUCAGUUUUCAUAACCAGAGCUCUGGACCAGACUACAAACACUCCAUUUUUGAAAGCAGACAACUCAACAGUCAGGAUGAUUUUUGUCUCAGGACUUGUUUGCGUUCUGUUGGCUCUGACAGCUGAGGCCAGAGUUGGCAACUCCUCUGAGUUGACAUUCUGUUUUGAGACAGAGCAGUGUCUCCUGUUCAAUUUGAUUUGUGAGACGGCAGAAUACGAGGUGCGUCACUAUGACUCUGUGAAAUGGGUUUCAACUCAGGAGAAAAACUUUCUCAUGGAAAUGGCAGCACCAGCGGCAUUUAAUCGACUGUAUAAAUACAUCACUGGUGACAACAGCAUGGGAGAGACAAUUCAAAUGACCAGUCCUGUUAUUCUGAAAAUGCCAUACAAGAGAUUUUGGGAAAUGGGCGUCUAUACAAUGAGUUUCCUGCUGCCAGCUGAACAUCAGAAAAAUCCCCCCAAACCUACUAAUCCAGACGUGUACAUCAGUGACACUCCAGAUAUGAAAGUGUAUGUGAAGAGCUACGGAGGAUGGAUGACGACCUAUUCUGACAGCAAGAAAGCGAAAGAGCUGUCCGAUGCCCUUGACUUAGUCAAAGCAGAAUACAAAAAAGGAUUCCACUUUGGUGUUGGAUAUAACAGUCCAAUGACACUGUUUUACCGGCACAACGAGGUCUGGUUUGUUGCCAAUGAUGAGCCGGUGUGUAGAGAAAGCAGCAGCAGCAGUGAGGAAACCAACUAAUUUCUUUUCUGCUGGAAAUUGUGAGCACCAUGCAAAAAUAUAAGUUGAUACACCGUAUCUCUGCAAUUUAACACCAUCUUGUCCUUCCAUUCCUUCCAUUCAAUAAAGUUUUUUUUUGCAUUUA